AUGGAGAGCGAGGCGAGGACGAGCAAGACCCUCGGGAAAGUCCGCGGCUUCCUGGGGGACAUCUCCAUCGAGCCGAUCAUGUUUCUCUUCUACAUCAACCUGUUCUCUCGGUCGGUCGUGAAGGAGAACCUCAAACUGGAUCGCUUCUGCAGGAUAACUCUGGGCUACGACGAGGAAGACUGCGCCUCGCUCAACGACGGCCACCACGGGGACAUACAGGCGGAGACGCAGAAGCUGGACAGCGUGUUCCUCUUCUACGAGAAAUUGGUGUCGACGGUAGUUCCUCUGGUGCUCGUGUCCUUCGCCGCCACAUGGAGUGAUCGCAGCGGGAGGAAGGCGCUGAUUCUUCUCUGCCUCCUCGGGGAUUUGCUGUAUGUCGUGAUCUACCUGCUAGAGUCUCUCUUCCCCUCGUGGCCCCCGGAGGUCCUUCUCCUCGCCUCCUUUCUGAACAGCCUCGGCGGAGGAAUGAUAAUGCUCCUGAUGGCCUGCUACAGCUUCAUGGCGGACAAGACCAACACCAAGACGCGCACGAUCCGUAUGGCGAUCAUGAAUUCCGUCAUGCACAUGGGAGGCCCGAUUGGUACUGUCUUAGGCGCGUGGGUCUUCGCCGCCAAGGGGUAUGUCUGGGUCUUCGGUCUCGGGCUUGUGAUAAUCGUGUUAUGUCUCCUCCUAGUCAUCUUCUUCAUCAGAGAUAAAGACUUCAGUUCCGACACCAAAAAAGGUGAUGCAAACGACACCGAGGAAGCCCCAGGUGAUGGAAACGACACCAAAGAAGCUCCAAGUGAUGGACAUGACACCAAGGAAGCCCCAGGUGACACAAACGAAGGAAAGCGAACCUCAGGGAGCCCCUGCGAUCCGAGGAAUGUCGUGGAUCUGUUUUGGGUGUGCUUCAGGCGCCGGCCGGGACGAGGGCGGUCUCACCUGAUUCUCCUCAUGCUCAUAAUGUUGGGUCAGAUUAGCAUGACUCCCCACAACCUCUACCUGUGGAGCCGUCGAGUGUACCUCUGGGACGAGAACCAAUACAGCGUAUACUCGACCAUUAACCAAGUAAUGGAACAAACCACGAGUCUCAUCGCAGCUCCUGUGUUGCACAAAUUGGCCGUGCACGACUGUUUGAUGGGAGCUGGCGCGUCAUUUCUCUGUUUCUUGAAGAUGCUCACGCUUGGCCUGAUAACCUCCCCGUCCCAGUGGUGGGUCAUUUACCUCUUCGUCUUCGUACCUAAUGCAAUUACUUCUGCUGCCAUCAGAGCUCAGAUGUCUAAGAUAUGCGGCGCGGACGAGGUAGGUCGCGUGUUCUCCAUGUUGGCUAUCGCGGAGGUGUUGUGGCCACUCGCCGACAGCGCCAUCUACACCGCCGUCUAUACCUCGACCUUGGACUUCUACCCUUCGUACGAACACCUCGUCAGCGCCUUGUACGGGUUCCUCGCCCUCUGCGGGUUUCUUGGCCUCAGACUCUCGCUUGAACACGUGGAGAGUCGGGCUGGUCGAGGGGCGGCUGAAGAGGAACUAGCGAAGGUGGAAGACCCCGUCAAGUCCUGUUGAGGGCAAGGGGAAGGUCGGAAUCUGUGGGGACGUUCUUUCCUGUUUCUCAUUCCGUAAGAGGCGAAUUCAAAGUUAGUAUACCACAUAGUAUAUCUAUCUGUCUCUCUCUAUACGCACACACAAAGACACACACACACACACACACACACACACACACACACACACACACACACAUUGGUGGCGUUUUCGGUUGAGAAUCUCGCUUAACUGUCAGAAUGGGAUAACCUUGGCCACUCCUUGCACACAGGGUCACUUGUGAAGGACACACAGAGAUAUAGAAGAGCUUUAAAAAACAUUAUAUGAUAUACUGGUUAAAAGAUGCUUUUAUUAUGGGAUUUCAUAAUAAUUUAAGGAUAAUCGUGAUAUUCCAUAACCGGGAAAAUGAAGAAAAUCGUAUUUAUAGGGAAUAUUAAAAUGUUAAAUUUUGAUAAUAAAAUAUAAAGAAUCACGAAAGAAAUGAACAUCGCAGGAUAACUCGAUGAUUGUUUAUUGAUAACGUACAUGGGUUUUCAUUAAUGGGUUUGCCUUAUGUAUAUGUAUAUAUAUGUAUAUAUAUGUAUAUGUAUGUC
Messenger RNA from Penaeus chinensis, 2111 nucleotides. Its product is annotated as solute carrier family 46 member 3-like. Gene Ontology annotation, molecular function: transmembrane transporter activity. Gene Ontology annotation, cellular component: membrane. Gene Ontology annotation, biological process: transmembrane transport. Bases 1 to 1542 code for a protein of 513 amino acids. The transcript is spliced from 2 exons. Lineage: Eukaryota; Metazoa; Arthropoda; Malacostraca; Decapoda; Penaeidae. The record is from RefSeq and is a predicted model, not a curated record.